This is a messenger RNA of Acaulospora morrowiae, 1284 nucleotides long. The record is from the annotation of a GenBank genome assembly. NCBI's taxonomy places the organism in Eukaryota, Fungi, Glomeromycota, Glomeromycetes, Diversisporales, Acaulosporaceae.
AUGGAAGAGGUUUUUAUCUUUCCUAAACCUGGAGAAAUUAUUACCCAUGAUUUUCGCCAAUACUCAAAUUUAUCGAAUAGUUCAAGUGGAACCUUGAAAUGUCUUCAGUGGAAUGUUGAACGCAACUAUUGUUCAUCAAAGAUACUUUCCACCUUGGAAGAGCUGGACCCGGACAUUGCAUUUCUUCAAGAGAUAGACAUUGGUUGCAAACGCUCCGAGGGCAAAAAUCAUUUUAAGGAGAUAGCAUCUAGAUUAGGUUGGAAAGGUGGCUUUGUAUGUGAAUUUUUGGAGUUGGAAAGCGAGUUAAGAAGAGAACGAGAUCAAGGAGGUGGAGUUCACGGUAACGCCAUAUUUACCAAACACGAAAUAUCCUUUCGCGUUAUUGACCAUAAGCACCAUCCUUUGGAUUGGGAACGAGAGGGCGUGUCCUUUCGUGAACCGAGGAUAGGAAGGAGAUUUACAUUGGUGGCAGAAGUGUUGACACCGAUUGGCCCGCCAAUUUUAUGCUAUUGUGUUCACUUAGAGGUUUUCUGUGGGAUAGUCGGCAGAAUCACUCAAUUUUCUGAAAUAUUAGCCGACUCCACCAAACACAUUGAAACUCAUCCAAAUCAAUUGAUCUUUGGAGAUUUGAACACCUUGGGGCAUUCAAUCGCCCGACUGUCGCCAUUGUACUGUACGGACAGAUAUCGCUUCUUGUCAUUGGGUUGGACCGAGUCCGAAUGGUGGGACGCCAACCUUUUUGGUUGGCACGUUUGUGACGGGGAGAUUAACCUUAAACUGCAAUCCGGGGGAUCCAAAACCUUGGAGGCAUUUUUGAAGACAAAUCAAAAGUUCAAUGAACGCGAUCUUAACAUAACCUCUGGAUUUUCAUCAGGAGUGUUACGUGCGGCUCGAAAUCCAGGGUUUUAUGAUCCUUGGUCACCAACCAAGGAUAUCACCUUGCAUAACAUGAACUACCCGGUCUUAUUCUCGGCAAAAUUGGAUUGGACAUUGGUGUGUGGAUUUGACGUGGUCAAUCGGUGGAUGGGUAACGACGAUUAUUCAGCUUCGGAUCAUAAAUACAUGAUGGUGGAAUUGAAAUUCGAUGUUGAGGAGGAUGCGGUCGGUGAUGAAAAUUUAAAAAUUUUAUCAUCAAGAGAUCGAUGGGAGAAGAAAAGAAAUCUUUGGAAGGGUGAAUUAGACGAUGUGACAAAUAGUAAUGGCGGAAUGGGAAGGUGGAUGAAGAUUGUCGGACUAGGAGUUAGUGUUGCGGCAAUUGCGACCACGAUUCUCAGACAGCGAUAA